Molecule: messenger RNA, 588 nt
Organism: Dissoconium aciculare CBS 342.82
Lineage: Eukaryota; Fungi; Ascomycota; Dothideomycetes; Mycosphaerellales; Dissoconiaceae
Exons: 1
Coding region: 1-588 (195 amino acids)
Source: RefSeq, a predicted model, not a curated record
AUGGUGGCAAGGAUUUGCCCGGAAGACUGGUGGAAGAAUUCCAUGGAUUCGCCCAGGAAGAUCAACAGCAAGAAAGUUCUUUGCGGCAACGUCAAGGCCGUCAAGGCCGUCACAGGCCGUCAGAUGCAGCAGCGGGAAAGCCCUGUCCAGAGCGUGUGCAGUCGUGCGAAUCACAACAAGCACAGUAGACUCGAUUCUAGAACCAGACCCAGCAGUGGUCUGCACAUCCCGAGAGUCUACCAACCUUUGAAGGCAGUGAAUACUGUAGCCCUUGGCAUCCGACAACCACCAGCAUCAUCACCAUCACUGAUCAACAAGGACCACACAUCCAGACCAAGCCAGCCCGGAAUCGUUGCCGCACGUGAGCGCAUAGCCUGCUUUUUGCUUUUUCCUCCCCCAUUCUUGCACCGUCACAGGGACAGAGAGGUGUAUAAAACACACGAUGAAGAUCACACUGCAUUCAUUGCAGCUUUUGCAUGUAUGAUAGUAAUGAUAAUGACUGCACAACCAUUGGGAUCGUCCAUUACGCCAUCAUCUCAGACAUAUUUUAUUACUUGCAACACCGCGGCAGUUGAUCGACCAACGUGA